Messenger RNA from Periconia digitata, 2260 nucleotides. The record is from the annotation of a GenBank genome assembly. NCBI's taxonomy places the organism in Eukaryota, Fungi, Ascomycota, Dothideomycetes, Pleosporales, Periconiaceae.
CGUAUGCAGUAAGACACUGUCGGCGCUCCGAAUCGCCGCGCAAAAAGUUGGUGAAAUUUCAGGAAAGUACUCGCGGCUCGACCCUACACCUUGCACCAUACAACGUUUUGGGUACCAAGCAAUUACCAUGGGUGGAAUUAAAAGAAAAUCCGCCGCGCCGGCGCAGUCUGACCCCAAAGUCAAAAGCAAAAAAGUCAAAGUCGACAAACCGAAAGGAAAACGGUCAGCAGAUGCGGAUGCGGCCAAACCCACGAAGACGUCCAAGAAGGCUAAGGUGAAGGACACACCAGAAGCUUCCGACAAUUCGAACCUCAGCGACGAAGAGUCUGAUUUCUCGAGUGAUGACGAGCACGGUUUUGAAAGCGAGCCCAAAACGAACGCAAAGAGUGAUACCAAGAAAGAUACCAAGCUUGGGAAACAGAGCUCCAGCAACAGUGCAGACACUGGUAAAGGUGGCUCUGGGGCGAGCGGUAUCAAUACUACCACCUCCCGAGAAGCCCAUGCGAAGCAGAAAGCACUGGCAAAAGAGCGAAGAGCCGCCAAACCAAACGCUGAAGACAUCGAACAACUCAAGCUCUUAUGGGAGAAGCUACGUCUCAAGAGCAAUAUAGACAAGGAAGAAAAGAAGCAGUUGAUUGACCAGACCAUGGAAAUUGUCACAGGCAGAAUCAAGGAAUUUGUCUUCAAGCAUGACUCGGUUCGUGUCAUCCAGUCCGUCUUGAAGUAUACGACAUCUAUGGAGCAGCGCAAAACAAUUGCUCGUGAGUUGAAAGGCGAGUUCAAGGGUCUUGCUGAGGGCAAAUAUGCCAAGUUCCUAGUCGCGAAACUGCUAGAGAAAGGUGAUGCCGAAAUCCGAGGCAUGAUUAUCUCAGAGUUUUAUGGGAAUGUUCGACGCCUGAUAGGACACCCAGAGGCAGCAUGGAUCCUGGACGAUACAUACCGACAAGUCGCUACUCCAGAACAAAAAUCCCGUCUUUUACGCGAAUGGUAUGGCCCUGAAUUCUCCAUCAAAGGUCUCGGCGAGAAGAUACCCGAAACUGCCGACCUCAAAGCCAUCUUGGAGCAGUUCCCUGAGAAACGCAAGCCGAUUAUGGAUUACCUAGAAGUGCAGAUAAAUCAGCUCAUCCAGAAGAGGCAAAGUGGCUUUACCAUUCUCCACGAUGCCAUGCUCCAAUAUUUCCUCACGUGCAAACCAGGCACCUCGGACGCCAAUGCUUUCUUGGAGCACCUGAAGCCAGACAUGACUUUGAAAGAAGGCGAAGAGGCAGAUAACGUUGAUUUGUUGAAGAACCUUGCCUUCACAAAACCUGGCUCCCGCCUAGUGUCACUAGCUCUGGCUUAUGGUACCGCCAAGGAUCGAAAACUCUUAUUGCGACCAUACAAAGAUACCAUGGAGAUGAUGGCAUUUGACCCGAAUGCUCAUCACGUUAUUCUUGCCGCAUUGGCUGUUGUUGAUGACACUAAGCUCUCAUCAAAGUCCGUAUUCGGCGAACUCCUUCCCACAAAUGAUACCCUCGCAGAAAAGGUAUUGAACAUUACAAACGACGCUCGCGCUCGUACGGUGCUCUUAUAUCCUUUCGCCGCGGACUCCAAAUGGUUGUUGGAUGACGAGACGCGCGACCGACUUGCGGAACUUUACGCCAUCCGUAACCUGACGUCCAAGAAGGACCCCAAUGUUCGGCUGCAAGAAAUAACCAGAUCAAUUGAGGGGCCUCUACUUUCCGCAGUCACUCAACGUAUGGGAGACUUUGCAGCCUUCAGUUUCGGACUGCAGUUUGUCACCGAGGUUCUUCUCGGCGCGCCGGAGGUGGAUGCGGAGGCUCGGCAACAAGCGUUGCAAGAAGUUGCCACCCACUCACAGCAGAUUCUAGAUUCUGGAGAUGGUGCGAGUGGCCAUGGAAAGAAUCUGCUCAAGACUUUGGUUCAAGGCGGGAAGUACGAUCCAAAGGCGAAGAAGGUUGUCCCUGUAGAGCCACGUUUGGGGUUUGCAGACAUGUUUUGGAAUCAUGUGAAGAACGAUGUCCUUAGCUGGGCGACAGGACAAGGCUCAUGGGUCAUUGUCAGUUUGGUCGAAAACGAAGAGUUUUCUAAGAAGAGCGAUGUCCUAGCAGUACUAAAGAAGGGGCGUAAAGAGCUGGAAGCAGUGGCUGCUGGCCCGGCCGGCAGUGCUGCUGCAGGAGGUAAGAAAGGUAAGAAUAUAAAGGGGCAAGGUGGUAGGGGUGGGAAUGCAGGUGCAAGAAUUUUGUUAGAGAAGUUGUAG